Ctenocephalides felis (cat flea) is the source of this 567-nucleotide messenger RNA. RefSeq names its product glutaredoxin-C4-like. Gene Ontology annotation, cellular component: cytoplasm. The transcript is spliced from 3 exons. Gene Ontology annotation, biological process: cellular response to oxidative stress. Lineage: Eukaryota; Metazoa; Arthropoda; Insecta; Siphonaptera; Pulicidae. The record is from RefSeq and is a predicted model, not a curated record. Bases 163 to 525 code for a protein of 120 amino acids. Gene Ontology annotation, molecular function: glutathione disulfide oxidoreductase activity.
AUAUGAUGUAGUGCGUCACGAGCAUAAAUGUUUUUGACUCACUGGUUUUCAAAAUGUCGUAACUUUUAUUAUCAAUAACGAUACCGAAAUUAAAUAAAGAUAAAGAGGACAUCUUUUGUUUCGAUUCAAAUGCUAAAAAAAUCAAUAAUAUCUGUAACCUAAAUGGGUUUAUUCUUCAGCAGACCUGCCGCAGGAACGGUCCGAAACGCUGGUGCAAUGAGUGUCCAAACACAACAAUUCGUAAAAGAUCUCAUAGCUAGUGAUGUAGUCGUCAUCUUUUCGAAGUCUUAUUGUCCUUACUGCAAGAUGGCUAAAGAGGUAUUUGACACAUUGAAGCGUAAGUACACAGCAAUCGAGCUCGACGGCAGGGAUGACGGGGAUAGCAUUCAAGCAGUUUUGGGUGAGAUCACCGGCGCUCAUACGGUUCCACGCGUUUUCGUAAACGGCGAAUGUCUUGGCGGUGGGUCCGAUGUGAAGUCAUUGUACGAGAGCGGGGAAUUAGAAACCAUAAUGUCAAAAGUUUGAAUAUUUUUUUUUAAAUCUUAUUAAAUAAACUUUUAAAACAUA